Molecule: messenger RNA, 2903 nt
Organism: Brachypodium distachyon (stiff brome)
Lineage: Eukaryota; Viridiplantae; Streptophyta; Magnoliopsida; Poales; Poaceae
Product: LMBR1 domain-containing protein 2 homolog A
Exons: 14
Coding region: 87-2264 (725 amino acids)
Cellular component (GO): membrane
Source: RefSeq, a predicted model, not a curated record
CACACCGCGCCACCUCGACCCUCCCCAUUCCAGAGUCUCCUCCUCCCCCCAUUGCCGCCGCGGGCGCACGACGAGGCGGCGGCGAGAUGUGGGUCUUCUACCUGAUAGCGCUGCCCCUGACGGUAGGGUUGGUGGCGGCGACGCUGCGCUACUUCGCCGGGCCCGCCGUGCCGCUGUACGUCCUCGCCACCGUCGGCUACGCCUGGCUCUGCUCCCUCUCCUUCGUCAUCCUCGUCCCCACCGACAUCUACACGACAAUUACCGGCAAUCAGAAAAGUGACGUUGGAUUCUUUUGGAGCUGGUCUUAUUGGAGCACGUUUACCCUUGGGUGGGCUAUCAUUCCUACUAUUAAAGGCUAUGAGGAUGCUGGAGAUUUCACAGUUAAAGAAAGGCUGAAAACCAGUAUCCGAGCGAACAUGCUCUUUUAUGAAAUUGUGGGAGUUAUUGGCUUUUUAGGCAUUAUUAUGCUUAUAAUCAUACAUCAUGAUUGGCGUGGCGCUAUCUUGGGCUUUGCUAUGGCAUGCUCAAAUACCUUCGGACUAGUGACAGGUGCCUUUCUUCUUGGAUUUGGCUUGAGCGAAAUUCCAAGGAAUGUAUGGAAAAAUGCUGAUUGGACUCGCCGCCAAAAGAAUCUAUCUCGCACAGUUGCAAUGAUGGCUGUAAAACUUGAAUAUGCUCACCAAGAAUAUUGCAAUGCAAUCGCUGUUGUUCAAGCCACAUCGAAGCAAAUGUCCAAGCGUGACCCAGUAAGGCCUUAUAUGGAUAUUAUUGAUAAUAUGCUGGCUCAAAUGCUGAGAGAUGACCCAUUGUUCAAUCUUUGUGGCGGCAAAUUAGAAGAAAAUGAUAUGGAUUAUGAUACUGACGGAAAAACAAUGGCUGCACUUCGACGUCGACUUAGGAGAGCACAUGAGGAGUACUGUAGAUGUAAAAGCAAAUAUGCGAAUUAUGUCAUGGAAGCCCUUGAAUUGGAAGACACUAUUAGAAACUAUGAGCAACGUGAUGCAGAUGGAUGGAAAUAUGUAUCAGGUUUCAGGGAAAAUCGACCAGGCACAUUGGGGUCCUUCCUUGACUUCACAGAGUUCAUUUGGCGUUGUAUACUGAGAAGGCAACUUCUGAGAGUUCUUGCUGUUAUCCUGGGCUGCAUCUCAGCUGCCAUACUAUUGGCUGAGGCCACUUUGCUUCCAACUGGUGUUCAUUUGUCACUUUUCUCCAUUCUCAUAAAUACUGCAGGAAAGAAAGAAGUUCUAGUGCAGGUUGUUGCAUUUGCUCCAUUGAUGUAUAUGUGCGUUUGCACAUAUUAUCCGCUCUUCAGGUUAGGGAUGAUGGUGGUCUAUUCACUGACCCCGGGACAUACUAGCUCAGUCAGCUUGCUUAUGAUCUGCUCAAUGGUUGCAAGAUAUGCACCUCCUAUUUCGUACAACUUCCUGAAUCUCAUUCACCUUGGUGGCGAUGCUAAAACUACUUUCGAGAAGAGGAUGGGGAGCAUUGAUGAUGCUGUUCCUUUCUUUGGGAGAAACUUCAACAGAAUCUAUCCACUCAUUAUGGUUGUUUAUACUCUGCUGGUCGCCGGUAAUUUCUUUGGGUAUCUUUUUGAGUUCUUUGGAAGCUGGAAAAGGUUCAAGUUCUGGACUGAGGAAGAAGAAGAUAUGGAUGGGUUUGAUCCAUCUGGAGUGAUUAUUCUGCAGAGAGAAAGAUCUUGGAUUGAACAAGCACAUAAAGUCGGUGAGCCGGUUACCCCAUUGGCAAGAAACUUCAGAUCUGUAAGCAAAGACGUUGAAUCUGGAAACGUUCUACAGGGUGCAGAAAAGGUGGCAAUGAAAGAAACAGUACAUACUUCCAAAAUGGGAGGAGGGGCCCAGUCGAAAUCUGGUGUCAACGUUGACCAUAAAUAUUCUUCUAUUAGAGAACAAGCCAGCAGUCAUCUGUCAGUUAAGCAAGUGCAGAAUGAAACUCAUUCGACCUCUAUUUUGCUUGAAGCGGGGAACUCUGAAAAGCCAUCUCCUCUUAGUGUAGCACCAGAUUCAUCAGCUGGAACCGCAUCAACAUGGACCUCGAUGAAGACGGGAUUUCAGAGUUUCAAAUCCAACAUGAGUUCCAAGAGGUUUCUUCCUUUGAGCCUAUCGCGCACAAAAUCAUCUCCUACAGGAUCACUUGAUGAGAUCUUUCAGAGACUAAAACGGCACCAAAGCAAUGCACGUGUGGCUUGCCUUGACGAUGACGACGGCACUCAUGAGAUGAACCAAACAAUUGGAGGAUCAACAUGAUAGUCUGACGUGUGACGUAUCCAAAGUUAGAAAAUAGGAUAUGAACAUGCACGUGUGGCUUACCUUGACGAUGACGACGGCACAGAUGAACCAAACAAUUGGAGGAUCAACCAAAAAAAGAAAAUAGAAGCUCAGGUUGUAGAGAACUGGGGAUCAGUUACGUGAAGAAGGGGAAAUACUUUCGACACAGAGUGUAUAGUUCCUCAGAAAUGGUACAGAAGGCAUACAAAGACUAAGGUACAGUAUAGGAUCUCAAUAGAAAACGAAGGCCCACAAUGUAUAUAGGUCACAGAUAAACAGUCUGUGUAUCAAAGAUUAGAACUUAGAAGUUCGCCUCGAAGGGCGAAACAAGAGCUAACAGCUUCAAGGCGCAAGAAAUCCUAGGACUACUGUUCUCAAUGGCACAGUGUUGUACACCCAAUUUUCCGCAUGAUAGUCUCAGUAGAGGCUCGGAAUGGUUAGCUUGAAGGCUCAUCCUUAGUUUAGAAAAAAAAAGGCUCAUCCUUGGUGUUUAGGGAAACAACCUAGCUCCAGACAGUGAUGUAUGUUGUCCACCUAUGCAGCAUUAUGAGCUAAUAUGCCCAUUUGCCUGCCUGUUUCUCAAUGAAAUCAACUAUUGCCUCAGUGCCUGCCUGCCCA